This is a messenger RNA of Olea europaea var. sylvestris, 4152 nucleotides long. Its product is annotated as sister chromatid cohesion protein PDS5 homolog A. Gene Ontology annotation, biological process: mitotic sister chromatid cohesion; DNA repair. Gene Ontology annotation, cellular component: nucleus; chromatin. The transcript is spliced from 15 exons. Bases 116 to 2485 code for a protein of 789 amino acids. The record is from RefSeq and is a predicted model, not a curated record. NCBI's taxonomy places the organism in Eukaryota, Viridiplantae, Streptophyta, Magnoliopsida, Lamiales, Oleaceae.
CACCCUCUGAAAAAGCAAAUUUCGUUUCUCUCUGACGUACACACACAGAAGCACCGCCGGCAGCCCAGACCCCCAAAUCCUCAUCUACAGAGUAACACGCACUAAACACAGUGAGAUGGAGGAGGCAACGAGUGAGAACGAGGCGAAGCAAGUUGUAACUCGAAUCGGCAAACAACUCGCCGCUUAUAAUAUUUGCCCCAACAAAGACACACUCGUUAAAUUGCUCAAAGAAGCUACAAGUGCUUUCCCAGAGUUAAAACAGUCAGAGUCACUUAAACCAACUAUCAAGCCUCUCAGUGAUUCUCUUGUUAGACAUGGGCUACUUCUCCAUAAAGAUAAAGAUAUCAGGCUUCUGGUUGGCAUUUGUUUCUGUGAAAUCAUUCGGAUCCUGGCUCCAAAUCCUGAUUUUAGUGAUGCGGUUUUCAGGGACAUUUUUAGACUUCUUGUAAGUACUUUUGGAGAGCUUGAGAACAUGAAAAGCCCAUAUUUCUCGAGAUGGGCAAAAUUACUGGACACGGUUGCGCAACUGCAGUUUUGUGUGAUAAUGCUAGACAUUGGAUGUGAAGAUUUAGUUAUUAAAAUGUUCAAAAGCUUCUUCAGUGUAGUGCGGGAUGAUCAUCCUCGAAGUCUGAUUACUUCAAUGUCAUCUAUAAUAACACGCAUUUUGGAGGAGAAAGUAGAGGAGGCUGAUGCUGACCCUCUUAUUUUAGAAGGGAGUGCAUCUCUGCCACUUUUAGAUGUGAUUUUGCACAAUCUUAUUAAGGAAAGAAAGGGUGUAUCUUCUGCUUCUUUUCAACUUGCUGUUUCUGUCGUUCAAAAUUGUGGUGAAAAGCUGGAGCGCUAUAUAUGCAAAUUUUUGAGAUCAUGUAUAUUAAAUAGAGAUGCUGUUGGAAGUGCACUGAAAGAAUUUUACCAUGAAAUUAUACAUGAAAUAUUCCGAUAUGCCCCUCAAAUGCUUUUUUCUGUUGUUCCUAGCUUGACCCAUGAAUUACUGACUGAUCAAGUUGAUGUGCGUAUAAAAGCUCUAAAUUUAAUAAGAAAGCUUCUAGAAUUGCCCGGUCAACAUUUUGCACAAGAAUAUCGCCAUGUGUUUGUUGAGCUCCUUAAUAGAUUUUCUGACAAGUCUGCAGAAGUGAGACUUAGUGCUCUUUCAUGUGCUAAAGCUCUUUACAUGACUAAUCCAUCAGGAAGAGAAUCAGUUGAAGUUCUCUCUGCCAUUGAGGGUCGACUGCUAGAUUUUGAUGAUAGAGUGAGGAUGGAAGCAGUAUCAGUGUUAUGUGAUCUGGUAAAGUCUUACCUAAAUGUGGUGCCUUCAGAAUCAAUAACUCGUGCAGCUGAAAGACUUCGUGAUAAGAAGAUUUCUGUCAGAAGAAAGGCCUUGCAAAAGUUGCUCGAACUAUACCAGGACUAUUGCACAAGGUGUGCUACAGGCAUUGCUUCACUCAAUGACCAUAUAGAACAGAUUCCUUGCAAAAUUUUAGUGCUUUCUUAUGAUAAAGACUGCCAGGAGUUCAGGCCUCAAAGCAUGGAGCUUGUGCUAGUAGAUCUAUUCCCUUCUUCUCUUCAGAUUGAGGAAAGGACAAGGCAUUGGAUCUCCAUAUUCUCACUCUUCAAGUCACCUCACCUUAUGGCAUUGAAAAUCGUUCUUUCUCAAAAACGAAGGCUGCGAGACGAGAUGCAAGUUUACCUAACUCUACGGAAACAAAAAGAGGAGAAUUGCCCUGCAGAAGCUGAAAGGAUAAUUGAGGCGUCAUUUCUGAAAAUGUCAGCAUCCUUUCCAGAUCCUUUGAAAGCAAAAGAUUGCUUUCACAAACUUAAUGAGCUGAAAGAUUGUAGAAUAUUUAGUAUGUUACAGGAGUUUUUAGAAAAAGAGACUACUAUUGAUGUCCAGACAACCAUGGAUGAGUAUUGCAGAAAGACCGGGGAUCAAAAUCUAUCUGAAUUCUUGCAAUUACUUGUCAUGAAGUGCUCGUUUAAUGUAUUUAGCUUUGACCACGUCCGUUGUAUUUUAGAUUGUCUUUCUAGUGACAGAUUUGAGAAUAAGCAUUUGAAGAAUUAUUCUGUUCAACUUCUUUUGACUAUAAUUAGUGCGUUCCCCUCACUUCUGAGAGGCUCAGAGAAGCAGUUCCAGCUUUUGUUAAUUGAAGAGAUCAUCCCAUUUAAUGAACAGCUAAUUGAGAUGUUAGCUAGAGAAGGCUCUCAAAUUUCAAUCAAUCUCAGUGAUAUAUACUCUUCCUUCGAGAAGGUAUGCUUGGAGGGAACUCGCGCAGAGUCUAAACUUACUGUUUCUGCAAUUGCUGCAUUAAUUGGUACAUCCGAGCAGUUGAUUAUCUCGAAGCUGUGCAAGGUCAAGCUAUCUAUUCUUGCUUACCUUACUGCUAAUGAAGUUUUGCUACAUUUAUCAGAUGCCUAUAUCUGUCAAUGUGGGUUGACAUUUCUCCACCAUUCACUAAGAUUCAACUAUGGUCUUAUAGUAUGCACUUGAAGCAUGAAUGUCAAUGCGUUUAUAGGAGUACUAUUUUAUAAUUUUUAUUUCUGUUUCUCUACUACCAUGUAACUGAAUAAGUUUUAAUUUUUAAAGUUUUGUUAUCUUUCUACAUUUUCCUUUCUGUAUUUUGGGGUGCAUGGCUUCUUCUUUGCUUAGUUGAUCGUUAAAACCGUUUUAUUAGAGUUGAAUGGUAGAACGUUUGUGCCUCUUCAUCCUUUUACUUGUUAGGAUUAUCUUUAAGCACUUUUGCUUUUAAAUGACACCUGAAAUAAUGGCAUCAAUGCACAAUAAGCUGGGGUAUUAGUGCAUAUCAGUGUCAUGUACAUAAUUAUACUGUAAACAUAGAAUUGUUUUAUUUCCUUACAUAAAAGAUAUGACACGGGAUGAUGAGGUUCUAACUAGGAAAGGGAUGUGAUUAGAAGAUUAGAUAGAAAUAGUUAUGUUGUAAUAAAGGGGCUGUAAUUAGGGAUGAAACUUCUAUUUAAUAAGAAACUCUCAAUUGAGAGGCAUUGAGACAAAUUCUACAAUUCCAACAUGGUAUUAGAGACUUAAACAUAGAAAUUUAUUUCAGUUUCUGGGAUUUCUCUUGGGUCAGCUGAUCAGAAAAUUUGAUUUUCUUGAUUUCCUCUGGCUUUGACAAUUUCUGGUGGUCUUAUCUUUGGGAGUUUUGAGUAUAAGGCAGUUAACUCCCUUCUGAUUGUUCUUCUUGGUUGCCAUCGACCUCUGUAACUGUUGGAUUCUUUUGCUGGAUCGUGGGCAAAUUGCGGUGGCAUCUUCAUUUGGUGAUCAGUUGCCAACUCGUGAGCUGCAAUUGUUGUGGUUAUCGAUUGCUCAUUUGGUUGUCGGCAUUGAGUUAGAUUUUGGUUUCUUUUUCGGUGAGCAAUCGUUCAUCUGAUCGCCGACAUUGUAGGCGUAGAUUGUGGGCUGCAGUUUCCUUUAUUUUUGAAAUUGUGAAGGGGGUUGGGCUACCGUUGAAAGGAUCGCGGGCUGCUGCAUUCUUUUGGUGCUGAUAUAAUUUUUUGCGCUUCUUUUGUUUACGGCUGUAAGAAAAUUUUUUGGGCUACUGUUUGGGCUGUCACUGCUGUUUAAUUGGCUGUUAUUUUGAGAGAAAUUGUGUUGGCCUGCUAUAAUGUCGAACAAAAAUAUUGUCGUCCGUUUUAACGGAAAAAAUUACUUCAUAUGGGAGUUUCAGUUCAAGAUGCUUAUAAAAUGCAUAGAACUGUGGGGCCACUUGGAUAGGUUAUCUAUGACUCUUGUGGAGAUAAAAGGGAAAGAACAAUGGGAAGGUGCAGAUGCUCGCAUUAUCUUGUAGAUUUUGGGAGCAAUUGGACCUCAUAUGGUAUCCAAUCUUCCCCCAUUCAUUGUCUCAAAUGUUUCUUACAAUCAAGAAAACUCCGCUCCAAAGUUCCAGUUGGAAUUAGAAAUUGCACGAUACAAUCAGGGUAAUCUUUUGAUUAAUCAAUUUUAUGCUGGUUUCCUUAAUCUAUGGAGCGAAAUCUCAGGCAUAAUUCAUUCCAAGGCUCUCAAGGAAGCAUUAGUUGCCUUAUAGGAAAUUCAAGCAGAAAAUCAAAGGGGUCAAUUUCUUAUGAAGCUUUGAUCGAAAUUCGAAACUAUUCGGGCUAGUCUACUCAACCUCAAUCCUGUUCUUUCGUUGGAUUUCUGUC